UUAUCAAAUUGAUAAUUUUUUUAAUGAUAUAUACAUCUUCUUCUUCCUCCUCUUCUCUCUCAUUAAUAUCUCCAAGCAUACCCAAGCCAAUCAUCAAUAAAAACCAAACACUUUGUAUUACACACACGCGCACACAAACAAAAAUGUCGGAGUGGAUAGCGGUGGUGGUGGCGACGGCGCUGUUCGUGUUGUUAUCGCCCGGCCUAUUAUUUCAAGUCCCCGGAAAAAAGGUUUUCGUGGAAUUCGGGAACUCGGAGACGAGCUAUGCCUCUAUCCUCCUCCACGCCUUCAUCUUCUUCGGCAUCAUCACUGUCUUUACCGUUGUCCUCGACCUCCCUGCCAAGCUCUAGUACUUAUAUAUGAAGGAUGGCGGAUUGGGGUCCUGCGGUGGUGGCGACGGUGCAUUCGUGCGGUUGUCACCGGGAACUCUCUUCAAAUUUCCCGGAAAAAAGGUAUUUGUUGAGUUCGGAAACAUGGAAACUAGUGGAGCCUCCAUUCUCGUCCAC
Molecule: messenger RNA, 506 nt
Organism: Tarenaya hassleriana
Lineage: Eukaryota; Viridiplantae; Streptophyta; Magnoliopsida; Brassicales; Cleomaceae
Exons: 2
Coding region: 24-350 (108 amino acids)
Source: RefSeq, a predicted model, not a curated record